Molecule: messenger RNA, 651 nt
Organism: Anisakis simplex (herring worm)
Lineage: Eukaryota; Metazoa; Nematoda; Chromadorea; Rhabditida; Anisakidae
Source: the annotation of a GenBank genome assembly
GGAUAUUUGACGACGUUAACUCGACAAGAAUGGCCAUUUCAACAAUGGAUUCGUCCCAAAAACGUUCUACAAUUUUUGAUAGCGCUGAUGGCUCAACCGUUGAUCGACUUCUCCAAAUAUCAAGAUUGUUUCUCGACCGCGCCACUUUUCUAUGAAGAUGUUAUAUCCGAUCCAGAUGAUACGUUGAAAAGUGUACUGGACGCUUACGGAAUCUCACAGCUGGGUGUUCCAGAUUCUGGUGAGUUCGAUGUAUACUUGAACAGAUACCUGGCGUACGGUGCAGACGAGCGACUAGAACUCACUGCUGUGUCUUCCGGUAAACUACAAUGUGCGGAAGAUUGGACAUAUUCGGAUCAUACCGGGAAUUGUUACCGCUUUUUCAAUAAAGACACCAGAUGGCCAACUGCGGAGGUUAUGUGCGUUAUCCGAGGCGGUCAUAAUAUUGCCGUACACGACCUGAAGGAUAACGAAUACAUUCAACAAAUUGUUCUCGCAAGUGGUAAGAAAACGUUGUGGUUGGGUGCAGCUCAGUUUGGUUCGUCAAAAGAUUAUGUAUGGUCGGAUCACUCAAAAUUCGAUUUUGAGCAUUGGCAAGGAGGUAAAUUCACAGAAAUUUUCUCAUUCCCUUCGUACUUUUCGGGAAAUCACUGA